Messenger RNA from Colletotrichum abscissum, 3717 nucleotides. RefSeq names its product L-galactose dehydrogenase. Gene Ontology annotation, biological process: dehydro-D-arabinono-1,4-lactone biosynthetic process. The record is from RefSeq and is a predicted model, not a curated record. Bases 1 to 3717 code for a protein of 1238 amino acids. Gene Ontology annotation, cellular component: cytosol. Lineage: Eukaryota; Fungi; Ascomycota; Sordariomycetes; Glomerellales; Glomerellaceae. The transcript has 7 exons. Gene Ontology annotation, molecular function: D-arabinose 1-dehydrogenase [NAD(P)+] activity.
AUGGCUACCACAACAAGCCUCAACCCGGCCUCCCGGCCUUCCAUCGCCUCUGUCCUGCCACCUGUCUUCCUAGGUACAGCAACCUUCAACACCCAGCAUGUAAAGGACCCGCUGCAGAUGCCGUACAGGCAAAUCGUCUCAAGGGCGCUAGAGCUCGGCGUCAACGGCUUCGACACAUCGCCGUACUACGGCCCCUCAGAAGUCCUGCUCGGUGACGCCCUGGCCGCCCACACCGCAGCCACCAACAUCCCCAGAGAGUCCUACGUGCUGGUCACAAAGGCAGGCCGCAUCGCCGGCAACGAGUUUGACUACUCGCCGGCGUACGUGCGCUACUCUGUCCUCCGCUCCCUCAGCCGCCUCAACACGACGUACCUCGACCUCGUGUACAUGCACGACGUCGAGUUCGUCUCCCCCGCAGAAGUCCUUGCUGCCGUCCAGACGUUAAGACAGCUUCGCGAUGAGGGCAAGAUCCGCUAUGUCGGUAUCAGUGGUUUCCCCGUCCAUGUUCUCUGCAGUCUCGCCGAGAUGAUCCUCGCUGAGACGGGUGAGGCUCUCGAUGCAAUCCUGAGCUACGGCCACUUCACCAUCCAGAACCCCACGCUCGGCCUCGCAGAGGUUGUCGCCGGACCCGACCACACCGACGAGCAGAGCCCGCUGCGGAGAUUCCGCAACGCCGGCGUGCAGGUCGUGCUGAACGCAAGCAUGCUCGGUAUGGGUCUCCUCACAUCCACAGGCGUUCCCGCGCGCACGGAGACGGCGGAGGGCAAGGCCGGCGUUAUCGCGUCGUGGCACCCCGCGCCGGACGACCUGCGCUCGGCAUGCCAGAAGCUCUCGGCCAUCGCCAGCGAUGCCGGCGAGCGUCUGGAAACCGUGGCGCUUCACUGGUCAAUGGAGGAGUACGCCCGCGUCGGCGCCGCAGCUGGUCUCGGCGUGCAAUUGCCGGGCCAGAGCGGCGACGUGCGCGUCGGAGGCAGCGUGAUGGGCGUCACCAGCACCGCGGAGCUCGAGCAAACUGUCGAGUCGUGGAAGCUUGUGCUCCAGGGUCUCGCUGCUGGCAGCGAGGCUUCGGCGCGGUAUGAGAAGCUCAAGGCUCUCGUGGAGCAGAAGAUGUGGCCCGAGUUGGGCGUGUGGAAGGGCUACAGCUGGGCGAGCCCCGAUGAGGGCUUCCAGAACGAGAGGAGCGCGGAUAAGUUUGGCUUGAUCCCGGAGGAGGAUGAACUGAUGACCAACUUCAUGACUAGAAUUUCCAGCAAUUUCCCCCAUGGCGAUGCAGGCUACGGAAUCGUUAUGAGGCGCACCAUAGCUGCGACGAAUAAUUGGACUGGAGUUGUCAGACUGCGGCACAGCCUGCCUUGGGCACACUUCGAGGCAUUCUGCCAGCUGCUUUCGGGGGCCAUAGAAAUCAUAAGGCGAGAUCUCCCCGCCCACAGCCUGAUCGUAUCUUCGCCAUUCUCUCCUUUUCAAAUGGCAGAAGCCUUCGGUCUUGUGGCGAGCGUCUUCGCAACUAUUCAGAUCGCGGAUAGAGUAGUAUCAAUCUGCAAGCACUACAUCGAGAACGUCCGGGAUGCACCCUCCGAUCUACGCACGAUCCUCGUCGAAUGUUCCUCGGUGGGGGCAGUCUUGCAGAACGUCGAGUUCCUCCUCAAAUUCGAAGAACCAUACUCGGCUUUGCGAAGAGCUUUGGACGGAGAUGCAGGGCCUGUUGCAGAAUGCCAUGGCGCCAUCGAACAGCUGGAGAAGUUGAUCGCCUCUGACCAAAACCAGGCACAAGGGCCCCCUGAUUCGACGAGAAGGAAAGUGCAGUCUCGCUUUAACCGCAACAUCCAGGACGAGUCAGCUCCAUUUUUGAGAUGGGUCCUUGAGCGUAUGUGUAGGAAGGUAGAUCAGGUCCCAGACCAUCUUUGGAAAUUGUUCAAGGAUGGCAAGGAUCCUAGCCUCAGCGACCUGCUCACUGCUCUUGAGGCUGUCUCACGCUACUUCAGCAGUGUUCACAUCACGAUUGACGCUGUUGACGAAAGCAGUCCCCGAGAAGAGCUUCUCAAGGUCUUGCGAGAUCUCGCCACCGACUUGAGAUUCUCAAACAUCCGGCUCUUAGUGACAAGUCGCGAAUAUCUGGACAUUGAAAAAGUCAUGGAAGAGGUUUCGACGGGAAUUUCUAUGAGGAACAAGUACCUCGAUGCUGAUAUUCGUCUGUAUACUGAAUCUCGACUCGCUAUCAACGACAAGUUGAAGGACUGGACAGAAGAUGUACGCCAAGAGGCUCUAGAGGCCUUGUGUAUUGGCGCAAAAGGAAUGUUUCGUUGGAUCGUGUGCCAGCUCGACUCUUUGCGACGAAUCAAAGGGAGCAAGGCAGCUAUCAUGAACGAACUGAGAAAUCUUCCAAAAACCCUCGAUGAAGCAUACGACAAAAUUCUCGAGGCCAUACCCGAAGAAGAUCUUCAAAUUGUGGUUUCGGCCCUUGAUUGGAUCUGCUUCAACAACAAAGUUUUUGGGCGUAAAUGGAUCGACUCCAACGUAUUGAUAGAGGCAAUCCAAAAAGACUUGUCACGGCAAAGCCGGUGUGCAAAAGACUACCGCUACGAUGUCGACUUCCUUCGCGAAUUAUGCGGCUGUCUCGUAACUGUCACGGCAGAUGUCGAAUUUGACUUUUGUGGCGGAUUAGAAAUCUCAUUCUCGCAUUACACUGUCAUGGAAUAUUUGGCCACGUCGAUCCGUUUUAGUCCUGAAUGCUGUUUUCGCCUUGACAAGUCCACAGCCCUAAGCGAACGAGCAAGCAUUAUUUCCUCGGAAGCAUUUCAGUACAAGAUCGGCGAGACAAGGACUCUUGAGAACCAUCGAACUUCUCCGACCCUUACAUGGCAGUUCGACUUUGGAACGUAUUGCAGUCUCGCAGUCAUGAAAAUGAUUCGUGAUUGUGAAGACGUUCUCCUACAGAAUGAGGAACUUGCUAUCAUGCUUACGACUUCACACCACUCAAGAACACAUCCUUUUGACACGAUUCAUAAUAUGGAACUCAUAGAAGACGGGGAACCAGUCGUGGAGAUAUUCCUUGGUUGGCACUCGGAUAUAGUAUUCUAUGCACCACCGCAGCCUGAGGUUCGCAUUUUGAUCGGCUUCUUGUACCUGCAAGCUUUCAAGCUAGCGGACUCCAUGCUACGCAAAGAGGGUUGUGCAGGGAAUCUCUUGCAGACUAUAGUACACAUGGGUUACCGAUUUGAUUUUGAGGAGUCGAUACAAAAUUUCCAUCUUCCUCUUAUGAGUUUUCUUGCGGCCACUGGUUCGGAAAGCUUCAUGGGUGAAGCAUUGCACCACCUCUUAACGAACUGGCACGAAGCUAUCGACUUUCGCUGUCUUCUCCUGGACUUCGUUGCUUUACAUGGCCAUGAGGAGUAUAGAGAAUACCCCUUAUCCGCGCUUCCAGCCUGCAUUGAGAUGUGCAGACUUGAGGAACUGCUAGAUCUGGGUGCGGAAACAGAUGCACCAGACUUUGUAGUCACGCCACUGCAAGUCGCCGUCGCUUGUUUGGAUCAGGACGGAGUGGAAAUUCUGCUCGAGGGCGGAGCGAAUCCAGACGCUAGAGGGAAUCCAGCUGCAAUGAAUCGGCCAGAGCAUACUAUAUUACGAAUUUUCAAGGGAUUCGUCAACGACCGCCUGGAAAACAUCGAGGAGAUCUCGGGCCGAAUCGAGGCUAUGCUACUCAAAUACGGUGCUACAUAA